AUGUCUACAGACAAGAGCUCAUCCCUUUAUGGGCAGCGUCGCCAGAAGGCCCAGUCCAACGAAACAACAUCCUCCAACCUCGCAUUCGCGUCCCAACUUUCUUCACUCAUUUCGCAAGAGUCCAACUCUACCUCCUCACGAGGUCGCCAGCGCCCUUCCAAGAACCCAAAGUCAGACAUCUUCUCAAAACACAACAAAGGAUCUCUAAAACGAGCCGCAGCGGACCUCGCAGAUGACAAUCGGGCUCUGAAGCAAGUCCACAGGAGCAGCAAGGACCUCGGCGACGUCGACUCCGCCACUCUAGGCCGGUCCCGUCGACGCAUGGACGAGAAAGCGCGCAUAUAUGAUGAUAUGAAAAAGGGACUCUACCUUGCCGGGGACAGUGACGAUGAUGAGCAGUACGAUCCAUCCAAGCCAGAAGAUUACCUGGCCCGACUGCGUCGCAAAGAGAGAGAAGGACUGGUGGACUUCGACCGCAAGCACGCAGACGAAGAAGAGAACAAGCAAGAUCUGUCCGAUGAUGACAAUGCCUCUAUCAUCUCCUACGAAGACGAGUUCGGCCGGACGCGCCGUGGCACCCGUGCCGAAGCCGCGGAAGCUUCCCGCGCUAUUGAUGAGGCGAAUGGUGGGAAGGUCGGUCAGGAACGCUGGCGCCCUGCUCGUCCUGAGAAUCUUAUCUACGGAGCUGCUGUUCAAGCUGAGGCUUUUAACCCCGAUGCUACCAUUGCGUCGCACAUGUCUCAUCUCGCUGCUCGCCGUGACCGAUCUGCUACACCGCCAGAGCAGAAGCAUUAUGAUGCUGAUUGGGAAGUGCGCAAUCGUGGAACUGGAUUUUAUGCCUUCUCGACCGAUGAGAAGGAUCGUGCUCAGCAGAUGGAGGAGCUCUCCAGGGUUCGAGAGGAGACUUUGAACAAGCGCAGGUCGAAUAAGGAACGACUGGAGCGGCGUGAGGCUAAGAUAAAGUGGCGGCUGGAGAAGAUUCAGGAGCUGAAGAGUAGGAAGAUGGCUGCUCAGUUCAUGACGGAUCUUGAGGCAACUGUUAUUCCUACCGACAAACUUGAGCAGGCCAACAAACCUGAGCAGACAGACCACACAGAGCAGGUAGACCAGGCCGAGUGA
Penicillium canescens is the source of this 1119-nucleotide messenger RNA. Its product is annotated as CCDC174 family protein. Gene Ontology annotation, cellular component: nucleus. The transcript has a single exon. Bases 1 to 1119 code for a protein of 372 amino acids. The record is from RefSeq and is a predicted model, not a curated record. Lineage: Eukaryota; Fungi; Ascomycota; Eurotiomycetes; Eurotiales; Aspergillaceae.